UACGUUCCACCCCCGUCCCACCUAAUCAUGAAAAGCCUACAACUUCUAGUGGAUGUGAUGCUGCUUGUGGUUCAAUUAUUGGAGGUGUUCUUGGAGGUAUUGCAACUAUUAUAGCUGCAAUAAUAGGAGUACGUUGUUACAGAAAGAAUCCCUAG
Molecule: messenger RNA, 155 nt
Organism: Funneliformis geosporum
Lineage: Eukaryota; Fungi; Glomeromycota; Glomeromycetes; Glomerales; Glomeraceae
Source: the annotation of a GenBank genome assembly